Molecule: messenger RNA, 523 nt
Organism: Culex pipiens pallens (northern house mosquito)
Lineage: Eukaryota; Metazoa; Arthropoda; Insecta; Diptera; Culicidae
Exons: 1
Coding region: 16-387 (123 amino acids)
Source: RefSeq, a predicted model, not a curated record
AUCGCCGUCUUCACGAUGACCAUGCGCGGCAAGGAGCAGCUCCUGUAUCUCGGGCAGCCGUUCGUGUUCGAGAAGCUGGUGGUGACGCCGACGGCCGAACCGAAAAAGAUCUGGCGCUGCAACCAGUGGUGGAACCAAAAGUGCCGCGCCCGGGUCUACACGAUCGGGAACGUGAUUACGCCGCUGAACCGGUACCACACCCACUCGGACAUUGUCAAGCGGAAACGGCGCGUGACCAAGAAGAAGGUGGCCCCCGUGAGCUUCAUCAGCGCCGAGGAUGCCAUCGGCAGCAGUGGGGACUCGGCAGGGAAGGUCAUGGACGAGGAAGUCGCGGAGUACGUCGUGAAUAUUGAGGACCAGAAAAAGAUUGAACUACCGGAUUACUGAACACUUUUUUUAGUUUUAUAUCAUGAAAAUAAAGUUUUUAAAACAUCCAAGCGUUUAUAUUUAGUUUACGUUUUAGAAUUCUAGUACUUCGUUUCAACCUUUUACUAACAAAACUUUCUAUCUUACAGAUCUGCCC